Messenger RNA from Corythoichthys intestinalis (scribbled pipefish), 3239 nucleotides. RefSeq names its product cyclin-dependent kinase inhibitor 1-like. Gene Ontology annotation, cellular component: nucleus. Bases 229 to 720 code for a protein of 163 amino acids. The record is from RefSeq and is a predicted model, not a curated record. The transcript is spliced from 3 exons. Gene Ontology annotation, biological process: regulation of mitotic cell cycle; signal transduction by p53 class mediator. Gene Ontology annotation, molecular function: cyclin-dependent protein serine/threonine kinase inhibitor activity. NCBI's taxonomy places the organism in Eukaryota, Metazoa, Chordata, Actinopteri, Syngnathiformes, Syngnathidae.
CCACCACAGUAACAGCCCACCCGCCCAUCUAAGUCCAUAACAAACAAGUGGGAAAGAUAAGAAAUCGGGAGCAAGCGGUUUUUGCCGUUCGACUUUCAACGUAACACAGUUUUUUCCCCCCGAUUUUGCCACGAAAACAUUUCGGGUUUGCACUUUCGACAGUUUUUUUCGUUUUUUUUUUUUUUUUUAAAUAAACAACUCCGUCGGAAAUUUGACCUCGCAUGGGAUAUGGCGAUAGAAAUGCCAUCAACAUCGACAAGCCGCUCUGAAAUUUCGCGCCUGGGUAGCGUAGAGGCCCUGAGACUAAAAGUUGGCCCGGUGCGCCGCAAUCUCUUCGGCCCCGUGGACCACCGGCAGCUCCGCGAGGACUUCCAACGGCUCCUGAGCAUGAGCGUCGACGCGGCCAACAAGCGGUGGAACUACGACUUCCGCCGGGACGUGCCGGGAACUGGUGGCGACGUCCAAUGGGAGGAAGUCCCGAGAGAAGACGUGCCGGUGUUCUAUCACGGCAAGCCCGCCAGACGGAAUUCCGCCUCUUCGGGACAGGGGUCCCCAAUGUCCGACAGUUCUUCCGGAUCCGAGGCCGAGUACCUUGAAGUCACCACCAGGGGGUACUACCGGCUGCAACGGCCUGAAAAACGCAGACAAGCUUCCAUCACGGAUUUCUUCAAGGUGAAGAGACGGAGGCUUCUACAUUACAAGUCCUCAUCCCGGCAGUAGGAAGAUUCGGGAUUUUGGAGAUUUAUAUAUAUAUAUAUAUAUACUCAAUAUACUGUUUUCUUCGUUCUUUCGCUAUACUGUGAAAUUAUAUAAGUGCACUCUUACAAACAACAGGCCGUGGAUAGUAUUUAAUUCGACGAAUCGAAGUAUAAAAAACUUAAUCCUGACACGAAAAUAGAUUUUGAGUCACUUCCUAUUCAUUUGGGGACAUUCCUGAGUCAACUCCUUUUUCAGUAACCCAAAAUCAACAGGAAGUGACCCGUAAAUGCCCCAAAAAUCAGCAGAAAGUGAACCGUAAAUGCCCCAAAAUUAACAGGAAAUGCUGAUUUUGAAUCUAUUCCUCUUCAUAGUGACUCACUUCCUCUCCAGUAACCCAAAAUCAACAGGAAGUGACCCACAAAUGCCCCAAAAAUACACAGGAAGUGACCCGUAAAUGCCCCAAAAUUCAACAGGAAGUGACUUCCUAAGUCACUUCCUUUUCAGUAACCCAAAAUCAACAGGAAGUGAUCUGUAAAUGCCCGAAAAAUCAACAGGAAGUGACCCGUGUAUGCUCCAAAUAUCAACAGGAAGUGACUGAAAAAAAUGCUGAUUUGGAAUAAAUUCCUAUUCAUUAUGAGUCAUUUCCCAUUCAUUUUGGGACAUUCCCGAGUCAUUUUCUGUUCAGUUACCCAAAAUCAGGAAGUGACCUGUAAAUGCCCCAAAAUCAACAGGAAGUGACCCGUAAAUGUCCCAAAACUGAAAGGAAGUGACCAAAAUAAAAAUCAAGAAAUACUGAUUUUGAGUCACUUCCUAUUCAUUUAGUGGACAUUCCCGAGUCACUUCCUGUUCGGUUACCCAAAAUCAACAGGAAGUGACCUGUAUAUGCCCCAUAAUCAACAGGAAGUGACCCAGAAAUGCCCCAAAAGUUGAAGGAAGUGACCAAAAAACAACAAGAAAUGUUGAUUUUGAGUCACUUCCUAUUCAUUUUAGGACAUUCCUGAGUCACUUCCUGUUCGGUUACCCCAAAUCAACAGGAAGUGACCUGUAAAUGUUACCAAAUCAACAGGAAGUGACCCAUAAAUGUCCUCUAAAAGUUGAAGGAAGUGAUCCAAAACCAACAAAUGUUGAUUUUGAGUGACUUCCUAUUCAUUUUGAGACAUUCCUGAGUCCUGUUCAGUAACCCAAAAUCAACAGGAGGUGACCCGUAAAUGCCCCAAAAAUCAACAGGAAGUGACCUGUAUACACCCCAAAAAUCAAUAGGAAAUGACCGAAAACCACCACGAAAUGUCGUUUUUGAAUUACAUACAUUCUGGGGACAUUCUUGAGUCCCUUCUCAGUGACCCAAACUCAACAGGAAGUGACCCGAAAUCAAUAGGAAGUGACUUGUAGCUUGACCAAUAUGUGUCGAGAUUUGCAUACGUCGCCCUCUAGUGGUUGGCUGCCAUUACUGGGGUGUUUACACACCUACAGCAUCCCAGCGUCAGUCAAUGUACACAGUAACGUUAGCUGUGUGCUAAUCUCAUUCCAAUAAUUCCCACCCCCAAUUCCAAAUCAGUAAAUUUCUGAUAUGACUAUUUCUUGUUCACGAUCGCCAAACCGUGUCGAACGAGGUAAAAUAAGACGUUUGCGAAAGCGCGUACCCCCAUGUCAGAAAACGUAGUAAACAUCACCACGCUAUACUUUCUAGCUAGCUAGCUUUGUAUUAUUCACAUUAAGGGGUAUUUAACAUCUUUUGUAUUACGGCAGCAGUCCAAACGUAUCUUAUUUCAAGCUUUUUUUCUUAUAAAUAAUGUAGCAUAACCCAAUUUUAUACUCCGUUUAGUACUUUAACUAUGAUUCAGAUUUAGGGUUUAGAUAGCCCGGAUUUGGACAACUGCUUUUCUACCUCAUUCAGUAAAAAUACACACACAAAAAUAAUCACGUAGCUCAGGUUGUUAGCAUCUGUCGAGUCCGUAAAGAGAGAUUAAGUUUGUUUUGUUGUUGUUUUUCGCGGGAAGAAAUCAGCAAGGGGCUUAGAAGGGGAGUCCCCACAUUGCCUUUUCCUGACAAAAUGCUUUUAAAUCAUUGUUUUUAAGCCCUUAAUCUCUCUUUACUGGAUGAUUGUCAUUGUUUUAAAAGGGUAUAUUUGAAAAAACACAGCUAUUGUUUUAGUCAUAUCGACUUUUAUAAGUGUGUGUGUUUUAAAAGACAAAAAAAAAAAAACAUAACUUAUUUGGAGUUUAUAUUGUGUGUUUGUUGUGAAUUCAUGAAAAUCCCUUCUACUAUCUUUGCACUACUUUAACAUUCUUGACAAAAGACAUCUAUUUUUGUAUGGUAAUGUUAAAAAGGAGGAAAAAUAAAGGACGUUUUGACUGCUAAGCUUCAUCUAAUUCAUCUGUCGCAGCUAUAUCAGUCUUUAUUUUGUUGGAAUUGUUAUUCUGCAUGAAUUGUAUAUUGUGAUAAUGUUAUAUUGGUGUGUGAUUGUACUAUAACUGUAUAAAUAUGUGUGUAAAGAGAUUCUUACAAUUAAUGCAAAUUAAUAAAAAACUAUUGGUUAACAA